AUGAUGUUUGCCUGCGCGCUCCCUCUGAUGUUUUGGGGAGACGCGGUACUAUACGCCGUUCACAUCCUCAACCGGAGCCCUACGCGAGCAAACGCAAAGAGAGCGUCACCGCUCGCGAGACCGCGCAAGAACUCGCUGCUGCAGCGCUCGGGGGGCGCCAUCAUUGUCGGCUUCAGCGAGGAAACCAAGGGCUACAAGGUGCUGCUGCCGCGUGACAAUAAAGUGGUCGUCACGCAGCACAUCAAGAAUAUCGAGACACUGACGGAGGCGCAAAACGCGCAACUCCAGCGCGCGAUGGAUGUCGGAGAUCGAGCCGGAGGCCAGGAGGAGACGGACGCGCCCGCAGCAGCAGUGGCGAACGAUGGUCGCGCAGAGGGCAACAGGGAGACGCGUUAA
This is a messenger RNA of Peronospora matthiolae, 396 nucleotides long. NCBI's taxonomy places the organism in Eukaryota, Oomycota, Peronosporomycetes, Peronosporales, Peronosporaceae. The record is from the annotation of a GenBank genome assembly.